UAAAUAUGUCAAAUGACCUUGCUAGUUUGUAAACAAUACAUUGAAGUGUAAUACAAAUUAUCUAAUUUCCUUGUUAUUUGUGCCCAUAUAUAAAAACAUCAUUACUCUUCAAGUGACAAAGCGGAAGCGUAAAAGUGAAAAAAUGAAUAUAGACUUUGAAACUAUGGCUGUUUUAGAGGAGGAGUCACAAAAUGAAUCACACGCGGGAGUAUUUGGUUCCACGGCGGGAGUAUUUGAUUCCACGGCAGGAGGUGAGGGAGGGGAGCGCCGAGAGGGAGGAAAGCGCGGCCGCCGACCGGGCAGAAAGGCGCAGCUCGACAAACAAGAUAUGAAGGCCAAGCUGGGUAAGAUUGAGCGCAGCCGCCAAUCGGCGCGGGAGUGUCGAGCACGUAAGAAGCUUCGCUAUCAAUAUCUAGAAGAACUGGUAGCCGACAGGGAACGCUCCGUGCUCACGCUCAGAAAAGAAUUGGAUAAGUAUUACAAAUGGAAUCUCGAGCUAGACCAGGGUCGUAUGCCUGAAGGUCUGGAAACUAUGCUGCAAGAAAUGGGGCUUGUGAAGCAGGAAGAUGCCAAACCUUUCUAAUUAUUACUUACUUGGUAUAAUUUUAUAUUACUUUUUUAAAGCCCUUUCAUAUAUUAUGUUGUGCUUAAUGUUUUUAUUUAGUUCCUAACUUUUAGUUAUAAUUUUAAAGUUGUAUUAAUAUUGUUUAAUGUUAAAAUAUGUUGAUCAUUCUUUAUGUCAAAUAUUAUUUAUAUGAAUUAUUACAUUUACUACUACAUCCAAAUUGGUCUCACUCUUUCUAUUUUAUACAUUAUUUUGUUACCAUCAAUUAUGUAUUUUUACUUAAAAACAAUUCGAGCUAUUUAAUGUUAAUUGCAUAUUUAUUCCCAAAUUGUUGAUUAAUUUGCACCUAUCCAGAUUUUCACUAAUUAUUAAUAGGUGUUUAUAAAUAGGCAAGUAAUUGCAUUUGAUGUGAAAUAUUUAACAAGUUGUUGUUGCGUAGUGAACUAUCGAUGGCCUAUAACUCUUCUGUCCUAUUACAUUCAUAAUAGAUUAUCAUGCUGAAUUGUUGUUUAUUUGCCGAUUACACGGAUGGUAAGUAGAUUUAAUCUUUCUCUAUUAUUCGUAUAUUGUACCUGAGAUUAGUCUUACACGAAAUAAAAACCAUUUAUUUUAUUUAAAAAAAUAAACACAUGAAACAUAACUUGUAUGUUAUUUCACAAUGAUUAACUCAUCAAAAUUAAUUUCAUUUAUAAUAUAAUCUUUGGUGAAUAUUCCGUUUAUUCUUUCGAAUUUAUCAUUAAAUAGUUUUGAAAUCUUUAUACAGUUACAGUACAUUUUAAAAUUCAAUUUGCGCAGUAGUAACGAAAUAAUGUUAUUCGAUAUUUCGCUAUGAAUGUUUAUGUAUUAUUAUACUAAUAUUAUAGUUUUUGGGAGCUUAAUGUGGUAUAAAAUAUCACCGUAAUGUCGUAACUUAAGUCAUUAGGGGUCAUUCAUAAAUUACGUCACACAUUUAGGGAUGCUGUCACAUAAUGUCAUAUUUAGUGAAAUUAUGUGACAAGGCCUGGAAGGCCAUAAAUUUCAAAUUUAAUAAUAAAUAUUUUGAACGACAAUAAAACGAACUUCAAAACUUAUUUGUUUCCCGAUCUAAUAAUUUCUGUUUGUAAUAUUAUAAAACAGGUGACAUCAGAAUAGAUCAGGGGAGUCGCAUAAAUGUGACAAGG
Molecule: messenger RNA, 1725 nt
Organism: Achroia grisella
Lineage: Eukaryota; Metazoa; Arthropoda; Insecta; Lepidoptera; Pyralidae
Gene: REPTOR-BP
Product: REPTOR-binding partner
Exons: 4
Coding region: 143-583 (146 amino acids)
Biological process (GO): regulation of DNA-templated transcription
Cellular component (GO): nucleus
Molecular function (GO): DNA-binding transcription factor activity
Source: RefSeq, a predicted model, not a curated record